AUGUCUCGACGAGAAAGCAUUAUCCCAGGCAACGUUCGCUACGCGUGGCCUGAUCGGCCGCUUGGUGAAAGGAUCGUAGACCAUGGACGACAAGGCUUUGUUCAACAGUAUAAGAUAGUGUAUCACACUGGCUUUGAACGGAUCGCAACUGCUAGCAAAAAGCCAAGAAAUUCUCUGGAAGGGGUGACCAUUGAUAACUAUGCUAUUGGUGACACGGUGGUUGUUGCCACCAAAGCUGGCGAGCCCUGUCUUGCUGUAAUCGUCUCUAUGUGGUACAUUUCAGCUCCUGGAAGACUAGAUUCAGCCGACGACGACGACUUUUUAGAUGAAACGCGCAUGCAUAUUCUAGUACACAAAUUUCUCCGCCCCGCUGUAGAUCUCCCUAAGAUUCGUUCACAGCGCCCCUAUCGCAAGAAAGAGGUUUAUUACGCGGUCAACCGAGAAAGCUCUAGCAUUAAGCUCAGAGUCAAUCCGUCAGCGAUCAACCGAGCCACUAAUGAAGAACCACUGUCUCAGAAUAAUCCUCCGCGGAUGCAGCAUGAUUUUCUUUGUUUGUCUGCCCAUGAUGCCCAACUUGGUAUCUACUAUGACUUUGCAUGGGAUCUCUUCCGCAAGCAAGCACUGAAACUGUCUGACCCGUCAAUCGAAUUUCAGGACUUUAAUGGAGAGGGGUGGAAUAUUAGGGUUGAUAAACCCUUGCCAGUUCAUUCUAGAUCAAGAACAAUUGCGACGCCCAAAGCUAAAUCUUCCGAAAAGACACCUAGGGCAUCGAAGAAGAGACAGUCAGCGCCCAAGGCAAGUAGUAGAUCAGCCUCGAGAGGCCCAACCACUCCUACUAGAUCUACUUCCCGCCAACGUCAAAUACCAGCCACGGUCUAUAAAGACGAUGAAGAAAGCGACUCGGACACUUCGUCCAGCGCGGGAGGCUCUGACAUAUAUGAACCAGUCUUGGAUGAACCCGAGGAACCUGAUUUGGAAGCGGAAGGGGUUCUCGAGCCCGACGAACUAGGGGAAGGAGACGACCCCGUGACUGAUGAGGAAGAUGAGGGUAUCCCUCAGACACCACGAAAGGCACGGCUCGGUUCUGCUAGUCCUACUAAACGGGGACGCGGUCGACCAAAGAAGGACACUGGCGAGCCCAAAACCCCAUCUCGGCCGCGUGUAAAAGGAAUUGCUGCGCCUACUCCUCAUUCGAAGGCUGCUCUUAGAAAACGGCGGAGCGCAAUUGACUUGUCUCGCCUAAGAGGAAUCUCCAACGCCGAUGGAGAUCCGUCAUUGGGAGUGGCCGCUUCUUCCCUUCCUGAUACUGUAGGCUCAGAUCCUCAUGUGAGAGCCAUGUAUGCACUACACGUUGGCGCACGGCCAGGAGCGUUACCAUGCAGAGACAACGAACUCAUACGUGUGUUGGGGGAUGUGGCAGAUCUAGUAACGUCCGGGGUUGGGGGUUGCAUUUAUAUUUCUGGAUUGCCUGGAACUGGCAAAACCGCAACUGUCCAUGCUGUCAUACGAGAGCUCAAAGGAAUGGCUAUGAGAAAUGAAAUCAGCCCCUUUUCGUAUGUUGAGAUUAAUGGCCUACGUAUACCUGAGCCAAGCGCCGCAUACGCUCUACUGUGGGAGGCUAUCUCAGGCCAUGAUGCUGCACAGCACGGCCAUUUAAGUAUUAGUUCCAAGGAGGCACUACGACGGUUAACCAGACAUUUCAACAGCAGAACGAGUGCUGGAAGCCAUACUUGUGUCGUGUUGAUGGACGAAUUGGACCAAAUGGUCACAACUAAGCAAGAUGUCGUUUAUAAUUUCUUUAACUGGCCGAAUUUACCCGAUUCGAACUUGGUGGUCGUCGCAGUGGCCAAUACUCAUGAUCUUCCUGAGCGAACUAUGAGUGCUAAAGUUAGGAGUCGAUUAGGGAUGGAAAGGAUCAAUUUUGAGGCGUACACCGUCCAACAACUGGUGGAAAUUGUCAAUGCCCGUCUUGAAGUAGCAAAAGCGGGCCAGCCCGACCACCCACCCGUGAUGAAACCGGACGCAGUCAACUUCGCAGCCAGGAAGGUUGCUAGUAUUUUCGGCGAUGCAAGGCGUGUAUUAGAUGUAUGCCGGUGUGUACCCUUCCCCUUGGAAUCGCUACCCUCAGUUCCUGAAUACGUAUCAAGGCGUGCAGUCGAAGUGUGUCACACCUCACAAGGCUCUCGAACUGUUGCAAUUCAAGAUGUAGUCGAGGUUAUCAAGAGCAUGGACAAAUCCUCGACGGCUGAUUAUAUUCGCGAUUGUAGCUUUCACGAGAGGCUUCUGCUUGCUAGUAUGAUUAGCCGUAUGCGUCGUGCUGGCGUAGAUUCGGUCAAGUGGGACGAUGUUAUCACUUAUCAUAUGUCGCAGAGUGUGAUGCUGGGCAAACACAAACCAACACGGACCGAGCUGCGUAUGAUACUCGAUUCGUUAGUUUUGUCUCGUGCGGUUAUUGCGGAAGACUCCGCACAAGUUGCAGAAGGCGAUCGAUUAGUUGCUCUGAAACUUGAGCGGGAUGCUGUUGAAAGGAUCUUAUGUGCCGAUGACCUAGGUGGGGAGAGGUGGAAAAGUAUAUUAGGGCUCUAG
Molecule: messenger RNA, 2586 nt
Organism: Rhizoctonia solani
Lineage: Eukaryota; Fungi; Basidiomycota; Agaricomycetes; Cantharellales; Ceratobasidiaceae
Product: AAA family ATPase
Exons: 10
Coding region: 1-2586 (861 amino acids)
Biological process (GO): DNA replication initiation; mitotic DNA replication checkpoint signaling
Cellular component (GO): nuclear origin of replication recognition complex
Molecular function (GO): ATP hydrolysis activity; DNA replication origin binding; chromatin binding
Source: RefSeq, a predicted model, not a curated record